AUGCAAUACCCGUGCACAGCAGGCUGUAAUGCUGUAUUUGAGAAGAAAGCCGCGCAAAUUAGCCACAGCAAGUCUUGCGGAAAACGAAGGGCGCUGAAAGAGGAUCAGGAGCAAUGGGCGCAACGUACAGCCAGUCUUCCAGAUGCAGCGCCGGCCCAUGCUGUCGUUGACCCACCGAAGAAUCCUUGGGAGAACCUGUCCCCUCGCCCGUCUCAGACUCGCAAGACAUCGACAUCCAGGCAACCCAAGCACAACUUGCGCGUUAAUGCUGAAGCAGGUUCUUCUCGUCGAGCGUCAUCCCCUCGCGGUGUCCGAGGGCAAACCCAACGAACAAUGGAUCCACCUUCCGAUAUCCGAAUUGAGCAUCACGCAAAGCGAAAGCGGCCACCUGAACACAUCACAAUCGACCAAUACAACCUACGCCGGCGACGUCCAGGUGCAAGCGCCGACAUACGUGUCCCCCUCCCAUCUCUGACAUCAAAGUCUCCAUACUUCCCCUUCCAAACGGAUGCCGACUAUCGAUUUGCCAAACUCAUCUUUCGCUCCGCAAUGCGCGACGAUGACGUGAAGGAACUGCUCUCCCUCAUCAACAAAUGUGUCGAUAAGAAGGAUACCCUCACGUUCGAUGGGAGCCAGGCAAUCCACGAUGCUUGGAAGGAUGCCUCAUGCCUUGUAACUCCCUUUGAAUGCAACACCAUUGAUGUCCCCUACAAGGAAGAACCUCAUAAGUACGAUGUUUGGGUGCGGUCUGUAUGGAAGUGGGCGCUUGAGCUGGUCGAGAACCCCAAAUUAGCACCAGAGUUUGUUUGGGAAAGUGCGAAAAUGUUCAAGAAGAACGAUGAUGCGAUGUGGGAACGCUUUGUCACGGAGCCAUGGACAGGGGAUGACUGGGCGAAGAUUGAGGACAACUUACCCGACGACGGAGUACCUCUCUGUCUGAUUGUCUAUGCCGAUAAGACGCAGCUCUCGUCGUUCGGGGGCAAGAAGGCGUACCCAGUGUAUGCCAAGAUUGCAAACCUCCCUGCUCAUAUAAGGAACGGGAAAGGUAUCGGUGGAGGAUGUGUGGUCGGAUGGCUUCCAAUUAUCCCAGAGAAGGACAAAAAGUCUAACCGAAGCACAGAAUGGGUAGAGUACAAGCGCGUGGAUGGGAUUUACUAUAAAUGUGGGGAUGGGGUUGUGCGAAGGCUCUUCCCGUGCAUUCUGAUGCUCUCGGCCGACUAUGAAGAGCAGGCGGUUAUGGCCGGUAUACGUGGAUCGAAGACUAAGCAAUGCCCGGUGUGUCUCGUCGACGAGGAUAACCUGGCAACAUUUUUCACCAACUGGGAAUAUCGAGACGCAGAGACCACUCAAAAGCUGGUUGAAGUCCUCGAAAGGCCUGAUGCACCAGAAAGGGUCAAAGGCACUGCACGCAAGAAGCUUCAGGAACUGAAUGUCCGACCGAUUAAGAAUGCCUUUGCAGAUAUCGCGAACUCGGACCCUCAUCGUGCCCUGUCGUUUGACCGACUGCAUAAUUACCCCGGCGGGCUGGCAAAAACCCAUCUUCUCCCGAUGCUCUAUGAAAUUUUUGAUCGUGGUCCUUAUUCAAUGCCGGAAGUACAGAAGCGAAUUAAUACAAGGGCGAGUGCAGUUCCACGAUGGCCUGGACUGACCCACUAUGACAACAUCACGACGAAAAAAGCGUUUCAAGACUCGAACAAGUGGGAAGAUUUGGCACGGCUAUUUCCAUUCAUUCUAUACGACGAUGUGAUUGAUAAAUCCGAUAAGCCAACCCUCCAGAUUCUGAGAUGCCUCCGUGUCUUCUUGAAUCUCAACACAUUCUCGUCAUUCGAAGUCCAUACUGAGUCAACGGUGAAAGAAAUUGAGAAGGAGCUUCAAGUAUUCUGCGAAGAGAUCAAGAAACUUGGCGAUCUCUUCGAAGGCAAGAGUUGGUUAUUUCCGAAGAUGCAUCUUCAGAUGCACCUUCCUCACGACAUCUAUGCGAAAGGCGCAACGCGGAACUACACGACCAAAACAUUUGAAACGAUGCAUCGUGCACUGAAGUUCUAUUACCAGUAUAUGACCAAUUUCAAAGACGCCGACAAACAGAUUCUUAACGCAGACCAACGUGGCCACGUUAUAGACUUUAUUGUCUCAAUUAUUGAUGUUCACCUGGAAGCACUGAAGGACACUGACGACUCCACCGAUGAAGAACUUCAGUAUCGCUUCAGCUUCGGAAAUAUUACCCUCAAGGCUCCUCAAGGACCCCGAAAGGCACGCCCACUGGACCAGUUCUACUUCGACUGCCAGGAAGAACUUGGUGGGCAUGCCCACUUCUUUGAAGGGGUUGAUCUUAGCCAAAUGUUGAGUGAGUUCUGUUCAUUGAAUGGGCUCGACAUUACCAUCCGUAACUCGACGCUGGUUCGGUCAUUCCGCUCAAUGGAAGUAGUCUACACGUCAAAGGAGUCAUGGGACAUUGAACGCGACCUGCUUCGGUGCUCUCCCUCUUUUCAUGGUCGCCCUCGCUACGACUCGGUUAUUCUCCAGACAACGACCGGCAACAUCUUUGCUCGCCUUCUCGCGCUAUUCACCCUUCAAGCCCCCGGAACGCCAGACACCGACGCUAUUCCAAUUGCAUUGGCCCUUCCAUAUACCGCACCAAUCCCGAAAAAUCUGAGUACGAAGGAUGCAGCUGCAGGGUUCUAUCGCGUUAGGAGGACUGUUCAAGCAGGUGCAGAGCUGUUCUUUGCCCGCUCCAUUAUCCGCGGUGCUGUUUUAAUUCCCGUGAAUGAGCAAGAAACCGAUUACCUAGUCUUUGAUGUCGCCGAUUCAGACAUGUUUCUCCGUGUUCGAGAGUUGCUUCGCAUGCUGAUCUAG
Molecule: messenger RNA, 2853 nt
Organism: Coprinopsis cinerea okayama7#130
Lineage: Eukaryota; Fungi; Basidiomycota; Agaricomycetes; Agaricales; Psathyrellaceae
Exons: 15
Coding region: 1-2853 (950 amino acids)
Source: RefSeq, a predicted model, not a curated record